Messenger RNA from Astrephomene gubernaculifera, 970 nucleotides. The record is from the annotation of a GenBank genome assembly. Lineage: Eukaryota; Viridiplantae; Chlorophyta; Chlorophyceae; Chlamydomonadales; Astrephomenaceae.
ACUGCAUCAACACAGAUCUUACAAUAGGGGGUUUAAAUUGGAUACCUUUCACGCUCGAUCCAGAGGCGGACGCUACGACUCAACCCGUCCAAGACAGCGCACGACCUCCCGCGCAAUUCUACUCAACCCUUGGCUCCAAUUGACUAAUCACACAUACAGUUUGAACGUACAUAUACCUAACUCCUCACGAACUCAUAGACGGCUUUUCCCGCAUAGCUGCUAUGGAGACCACCUAGGUUGCGCAGCCAGGAUUAAAUUUCGCAGUUUGUGGCCUUCAACUUGCGCCUUUAACAACCAUUUAUCUUCCACAGCACUCUUAAACGCUGGACUAAUAGCAACCGGGUACCAUGAACGGCGACGUGCGACCUGAUGAUGGAGGCGCAUCGACGGUCACCAGCGGCAUUCCCCCACGGAUGACGACGCCAGGAGACGGCGCCGCGCCCUCCUCCCAGCUGCCCGCCUUCCCCUCGCUCACCUCCUUCUCCUCCUCCCUCGCAAGCCAGCCCUCGGGCCUGUCGGGCGCCCCCCGGGCUCGCGGCUCGGGCGCCCCCCGCCGCAUCCCCUCGCUGUCCAAGCAGCUGGAGGAGCUGGUGGCGGAGCUGGGGGCGACAAGCCGGUGUACAGUGUGCUGGUUGCCAACAACGGGCUGGCCGCUGUCAAGUUCAUGCGCUCCGUGCGCUCCUGGUCCUCCCAGACGCUGGGCGCCCCGCGGGGGGUGAGCCUGGUGGCGCUGGCCACCCCGGACGACAUGCGGGUGAACGCGGAGCACAUCAGCCUGGCGGACCAGUUCGUGGAGGUCCCCGGCGGCACCAACAACAACAACUACGCCAACGUGGGGCUGAUCGUGCAGAUCGCGCUGCGGGCGGGGGUGGACGCGGUGUGGCCGGGAUGGGGCCACGCCUCCGAGAACCCCGAGCUGCCCACCGCGCUGGCGCAGUACGGCAUCCGCUUCCUGGGGCCGCCCGCGGGG